AUGUUUCGUCGUAGGGCUAUCGAAUACGGCCACGAAUCGAGUGGUUUCGCGAGCGUGUGCACGCAGCGAGUGAGGCUGCGCGCAUGGCGUGGCCGGUUAAAACGGCGCGAUAGCGGGGUCGCGACUCGCUCCCACAUUUCCACGAGACCUCGCCGCUUAUCGCGUCCGCGGCCGAGUCGCGGACAAGGACGAGCAAGGUCGUCGGCGACUUCUUCCACCGACACCGCGAAUUUUGCCAAAGCGGUGACCGCUUCGACCUCUGGCUGCCGACGCCCGCAGAUCGCUCCCAGUCAGUCGCUUCAUAAUGACCGAUCAUCAUAA
This is a messenger RNA of Pieris macdunnoughi, 321 nucleotides long. Lineage: Eukaryota; Metazoa; Arthropoda; Insecta; Lepidoptera; Pieridae. The record is from the annotation of a GenBank genome assembly.